GUAGUUACUACCAUAUUAAGCUUAAAAAGAAUCCAAUUGAAAUAGAUUACCGUUUACUAACUUUUUAGUGAUAUCACUUCUUUUCUUGAAAUUCAUAGAACCUUGGUACGGUUUUCAAAUUGCCGCCAAAUUCUCUUGUUCGCGUUUGACGUGUCUAUGAAGAGCAAAACGACGGGUUCAUAGCAUAUGAAUUCUUUUUUUAAUUAAGAAAAUGACAGAAAAAUAUUUUUUUCCAAACGAAAAGGAAUAUGAUGUGAAUGACUAUGCAAACUUUCAUUUUGGGACUGAAAACGACAACCAUGCUUCCAUGUCUCAGAAAGAAAAUCCUCAAAACUUGGUUUCUGAUAGAGGCUCAAAUAUACAUCCUUCUUCUGUCGCCUCUACUUCCUUAAUUCCCGACGUUCCUUCAUUGAGUCCGAACUUUCACAAUCUUCAGCAACAUGUCUCUACUCCUUAUGGUGAAAUGGCCAUGCCGGUUCCCUCUUCUGCUGGUAUGGCUGUAGUAGCCCCAGAAGGACCCGAAAGCAAUGUGAAUGAAGUCCCUAUGACUUUUAAUAGAACUAUCACUCAGCCGAAUACAUCUAGGUUACGUGACACGUCUUCUCGUUACCGAGCAUCCAAUAGUUCUCGAAAAUCAAUGUACAAUGAAGAUGAGUUAGAUGACGAAUCUGACUUGUCGGCUUCGAUGAUGCAAGAUGAUUUUCAAGUAGAAGGCAUGAAAACCAAGUCCGGUCGUAAGAUUCAACGGCCCGUUACGUAUAAUCCAAGUGCAGCAUCUCUAAAAAAAAGGACAAGAAAGGCAGAUUUGGUUUCGCUGUGCAUAGUCUGCCACAGGGGUCAUUCUCCAGCUUCUAACCAGCUGGUUUUCUGUGACGGUUGUAAUAGUCCUUAUCACCAGCUUUGUCAUCAACCUCCUAUUGAUGAUUUGGCAGUUCAGAUUGAAGAUUCUGAAUGGUACUGCAUGAACUGCCAGUAUAGUCGGGCAAAACAGUUUCCAUUGGAAACUGGUGCUACUUCACAAGUAUUAGGCUUGGAUGCACAGCAAUUGCGUGCAUACUUUUUGAGCCUACCAGUUCCACAUUUAGUAGAUCUAAUAUUGCUUUAUGAGAAAUCUUUCCCUGAUCUACGCAUCUAUAGUCCUCAAACACGCGAAAACUUGGGUGAAAUCCGUCGACAAGUGCUCAUCAGUGCCGAACGGAAUCAAAGCACUUUACAAGAAAAGAAAAACGCCAAGCAAGAUGAAGUAGCUUUGGAUCUUCCCCCUCAUGUACCAUACACUACUGAGUAUGUAUCCCGUUCCGGCAUUCUUUAUGAUUAUCCGACUAUUUUACGACUUGCAAUACGAAACGUGGAUGUUCCUUCAAAGGAAAACAUUUUCGCCUGGAUGUCUGAUCAUUUGCCUUUAACAAUUUCGUUCCGUGAAAGUGCCUCUGAUGCUCUACGAUGGAUGGUAACCCAUGGACAGCUGGUUCGCACAGGAUAUCUCUAUCAAAUUACUAGUGUAGAUGAUUUUUUUUCUUUACGCCCUUCGUUGUUACCCACAUUUCAAAAAAGAAGGAAAGUACCAAAAGUUAUGCCGAUGUCUUAUCCAACGGAUGAAUCCCAAAGCCUUUCUUUCACUGUAUUGUAAUUUAAUGGAAUAUUAAUGUAUAUUAAACUGUUUUGUCUUUGUUGAUUGAGUUCUAUUAUCAAAAUAUUAUUGUUGAUAAUUUAUCGCCUAUGGCACUAUAUGGCUACCGCGUCCUUACAAAGAAGCCUUAAUAAGUUUCGUAAGUUUUAGCUUUCAAAUCUUCUUUCAAUUGCUUUUUUUCUCACUUGUCCAAAUGAAUAGUGGGGCAUGUUAAAAGGACACACACCGUCGAAAAGGGCUUAAAAGUAAAGUUUAUGCUGGGUUGAGUACUAGUUAGAUUCCACAGGUUCUCGGUAUCGCACCUUCUAAACUAUAAUCUGACUUGUUCUCAUUGUAAUUAGUUACAAGUGAGUAAGUAUUGGUCCGCACCAAAGUAAUAUAAGGAAAGAGAAA
Schizosaccharomyces cryophilus OY26 is the source of this 2023-nucleotide messenger RNA. RefSeq names its product PHD finger containing protein Phf1. Gene Ontology annotation, biological process: regulation of DNA-templated transcription; chromatin organization. Gene Ontology annotation, molecular function: chromatin binding; DNA binding. The coding region runs from base 212 to 1630 and encodes 472 amino acids. Gene Ontology annotation, cellular component: nucleus. The transcript has a single exon. The record is from RefSeq and is a predicted model, not a curated record. Lineage: Eukaryota; Fungi; Ascomycota; Schizosaccharomycetes; Schizosaccharomycetales; Schizosaccharomycetaceae.